AUGAAGAAGGUCUUCUAUAAUCUGGUGGAAAACUUACGGAAAGGUGUGAUCAAGGCGAAUCUGUUCAAGGAUAAUAUGGCCGAUAAUAAGCUUCUUGGGUUUUUGGGCAGUAUGCAGGAUGGGGCGGUCGAACACAAAAAAGACGUCACUAAACCGAAGAAACCAAAAAAGGUGAUGCAUGCUAUGUUGAUGUCCUACCAAGGGAAAAGUUACUUUGGGAUGCAGGUAAGCUUAAAAUUCUGUUACAAUAUUUUCUGUUUAGAAACAAAAGGUCGAAGCGACCAUUGAAUCUCAUAUUCUUGAUGCAAUGAAGGCCAUAGGAGUAAUCUCAGAAGAAGAAUGUUCGAAGCCUAAUUUAUUUUGGUUCCAAAGAGCAGCUCGCACAGAUCGAGCCGUAUCUGCCGUUGGCCAAAUCUGCUCGAUGCAACUUCCCUUGGAUCAAGAUUUCAUUGACAAUGGUCAUCUGAAGUUAAAUGAGCAUUUACCAAAGGACAUACGAGUCAUGUCGAUUAAGAGAACGACCCCGUCAUUCCACGCGCAGAAGACCUGUGAUGCUCGGACUUACUCUUACACCUUACCCACGUUUGCUUUUGCUGAAAUGGAUAAGCUCACUACAUGGGAUUAUCGGAUAUCCGAAAACAGGAUUGAUGAAAUAAAUGACGUCUUAGCCUCUUAUCUUGGGACCCAUAACUUUUUUAAUUACACCUCAAAGAAGUAGGUUAAUUUAAUUCUUAACAGUUAAUCAAAAAAUUUCCAGAGAACAUGACGACCGAAGUUGUUAUCGUUACAUCAAGUCAUUCGAGUGUACGAAGCCGUUUUUAUAUCACGAUUCAUUCAGAAAUAAAGAUGUGGAAUUCAUUACCGUUUAUGUGAAGGGACAAAGCUUUAUUCUGCAUCAAAUACGAAAAAUGAUGGGUAAGUUGAAAGUUACUCCACUAACAGUGGAAGUCCAAGUGCGGCGCUCACGUUUCGAUGAAACAAAUGCCUAAUUCUCUGUAAGACGCAUGCGAGAUUUCUAGCUCGAGCUUUGUACAAAACACCGGGGUUUUUAGGUUGAAAGUUGGGAAAAACGUGACACUUUUUAUCGAGCUAUGAAAACUUUCAUACCUAUUUUUCCUGUAGAGAGUAAUGUCCAAACAAAAUAUUUUAAAGAAAACCUGAGCGUCGGACUUGAAACACUUCCCUUGUAUAAUAAGUUGUUUAGGUAUGGUGAUCAGUGUCGUCAGAGGGUUGGCGUAUAAGUCAGACAUCUUGAAAACCUUUGAAAGCAAACGAGUAAGGGUUCAUGUCAUCGUAUUAAAUUUUAAUCGUAUAGAUGGAUGUCCCCAGAGCGCCUGGACUAGGAUUACUUUUGGAAAAGCUUCAUUACGAUGUCUACUCUGAACGCCACGGACUAAGUCAUUCUUCCCUGAACGAUUGGGGAGAGGAGGUCGAGAAAAGAGUCCAAAGUUUUAGGGAUGAAUAUAUCGUCAGCGAAAUUCUGAGCAGUGAAUGUCAAUCACAACAGUAAGUUGUAGUGAAGAAAUGUUGUAAACUUUAAGGAUGAUGCAAUGGUUGUCCUCGUUGAUUCACCACAGAUUUGCAUGUGAUCCACGGGAUGAAAAUGGAGAAAGCCAGUCGGCGAUGAGGGACGCCUCCCGUAUGGCUACUUCUGAGGCGCAUGUAUCGGAUGUACCUCCAACAGCAACGGAGGUAGAAUCUAAUGAAGUUGGUACCGAUGCCGUGGCAUCACUUCCCGAAGCCUCAGAGUCCGCUGAAGAUGUCAUUGAUGAAGAGGAGCCCGAAGAAAAAAAGGCCAGAGUCGCAUCUUAA
Molecule: messenger RNA, 1812 nt
Organism: Bursaphelenchus xylophilus (pine wood nematode)
Lineage: Eukaryota; Metazoa; Nematoda; Chromadorea; Rhabditida; Aphelenchoididae
Source: the annotation of a GenBank genome assembly